Colletotrichum acutatum is the source of this 1123-nucleotide messenger RNA. RefSeq lists its product as uncharacterized. The record is from RefSeq and is a predicted model, not a curated record. The transcript has a single exon. Lineage: Eukaryota; Fungi; Ascomycota; Sordariomycetes; Glomerellales; Glomerellaceae. The coding region runs from base 274 to 1002 and encodes 242 amino acids.
GUAUGGGGGUACUGCCCUGUAGUUGGACGACCUCUACCAGUUGGAUUAGGCUUCCAUUCUUCCAUCGUUCCGUCGACUUCAGUCGUAGGGGUUCGACUGUCUGUAGACUGAUCUACUCGUUCACAAGGAGAGGGUCAGGGCACAUGACGAGAGAGUAACGACACAGACAGCAAGCAAACGAGGGUGGGUUCUUCGUUCGUCACCCCCAACAUCCCCUUCUCUUCGAGUACACCCUAAUUCCACAUCCUCAUCCCACUUGGGUCUCCCACCGCCAUGGCCUCAGUGGGAAAAAAGGCAAGGAUCACGAUCCUCCCGCUUGACUCCUUUCCCUCGUUCUUGGGUUUAGAUUUUUUCUUCUCUGUCUUUCUCCCCUACCCCUUUCUGUAUCCGUACGGGUAUUCCACUCGCAUACCCUCAUCACCACCUGCUUGUUUCCUUGCGCCUUCCUCCUUCCUGCCGCAGUGCGCAAGCCCCCAUGUCCACCACCACCACCGUGAAGCGCCAUCACCACCACCACCACCCCCACCUCUCUUUUUGCCUGUUUCCUUCCCACAUCUAUCUGCAGGCCUAGGACUGGUCAAGCUCGAUGGAGUUCGACAGUGUUGCAUCAUUGCUUAUGGGGGUUACUCUGGAACACCGUUUCUUGUAGGGACUCCGUCAGAACUGACAACACGGAACCAUGUAUACAUACUCCGUAACUCAAAGCCACCGAGACAAGGGGGGCUGCGGAUGAACAAGAUCAUAUGUAUCUCCCCGAGACUUGGAGCGAUGGAGACAAGGCGGAAGAAGAGACAGAGAGACAGAGGGCGCAGAAUACUUCCAGAACAGAAGAGAUCUGUUUCAUUCUCUUCUUCCUUUUCUGCACUUCGCCUCGUCAACUUUCACAUCGGUGCCUACCUUUACCUUCCAUUUCGAACCCGCCGGUUUCACUCGGGGAAGAAAGGGGAACGGGGCGGCCAAGAGGUGGAAAGGAAGGGUCUGAUUUCCCACCCACCUUCAUAACGAUGGAAAGUCUCUCGAUUAAGCCUAGACGUAGGACUUUUUUGCUCCCCUCAACGGCUGUUGUACACUUCCAUUAGACUUGGGUUACGAUAUACAAGAAGAUAGACAUCAUCGUUGGACG